Messenger RNA from Hippoglossus stenolepis (Pacific halibut), 2247 nucleotides. RefSeq lists its product as uncharacterized. The transcript has 12 exons. The record is from RefSeq and is a predicted model, not a curated record. The coding region runs from base 169 to 1524 and encodes 451 amino acids. NCBI's taxonomy places the organism in Eukaryota, Metazoa, Chordata, Actinopteri, Pleuronectiformes, Pleuronectidae. Gene Ontology annotation, molecular function: GTPase activity.
UCAGGAAAGAAAGCCGUUGAAGCUGACGACGUGGCCGCGCCGCGUCUCGAUCCCGUGUCUCAACGCACCGGGGCGAUUCAAACCAGACACACCGGCUUUGUUCGCAGCGACUUCAGCUUCAUGCUCGGACGCCUCCGUGGGAAACUGUAACUCCACCACCGCGUAACAAUGUCCGGACGGGUGAAGAACCGAAGUGCGGCCAACGCAGAGGCGCUGUCCGGCGCCGUGUCCUGCGACGAGCGCAUCUUGAGGGAUUGUCAUCAACUGUACGCGGAUCCCGUCAGUGGGUUGAUCACAGUGGCUGAAUCUGUUGGUGUGAAGCUGCUGGCUCCCAGGAAAAAGAUCACCGUGAUGCUGAUGGGAAACCACUCUGCUGGGAAGAGCUCCUUCAUCAACUGGUAUGUGGAGGAGCACAUCCAGCGCACUGGAGUGGCUAUUGAGACUCAAGGCUUCAGCUUUAUCACAAGUGGACGGAAGAGAGAAUCUCUCACAGGAAAUGCCACCCUUCACCUAUAUCCCCACUUCAAGCCUCUGCAAGAGUUCAAAGGUGUUUCAGAGUACCUGAGCACAGAGAUCUGCACGUCACGACAGAAACGGUUCAGCUUGGUGACAUUUGUGGAUUCGCCAGGUUUGGUGGACGGUGAUAUGAAGUAUCCCUUCGAUGUGGACGAUGUUCUCCUGUGGCUGGGUGAUCUCUGUGACCUGAUUCUGGUCUUCUUUGACCCCAUGGGUCAGGCUCUGUGCAAGCGCACACUCAACAUCGUGGAGUGUCUGAAUGAGAAACACGGGGACCGCCUGCGUUUUUUCCUGAGCAAAGCCGACGAGGCUGGGGGAGAGUCAGACAGACAGAGAGUAAUGAUGCAGAUUGUCCAGGAGCUCUGCAAGCGACCAGGACUCAACAAAUGUGGCUUUGACAUGCCCACCAUCUAUAUCCCCAAUCCUAACAAGCCAAGUCGCUGUGUGAACCAGAUUGAGGAAGUGUGUCGCGCCAUCGAGAAAACGAUCAACCAAACGGUCCAGAAUGCCCUCAACUCUCUGGAGAAGGACUGUGAGCUCAUCAGUGAGGCCGUCACUGACACGCUCAGUAACGACAGGCAAACCGCUGUAGAGAACCGACGAGCGCGCUGUAAGAGCUGCUUCCUCACUCUGCUGGGCUUCAGUGUCCCGAUGGCUCUGAUGGCUCUGCUGGUGCUGGGCAUUCUGUCCAAGGAGCUGCUGGAUGUGGCUCUGGGCCACGAGGGCACACAGGCGCUCUCACUCUACCUGAAUCCCAUAGUGAAAAUAUUUGAGUCCCUCUCCAUGGAGCAGCAGCUGUACAGCUGUGGCGGACUGAUCAUUCUCUCCUUCCUCCUGCUCAUCGUUGCACGCUACUCCUUCAGAACUCGACCAACUCUGUCAGGCAAACAGAAAAGGCAGCUGCAGGAAAAGCUGGAGUAUGUUCAGGAGGUGGUCAAGAACAAAAAGAAAAUUCUCUAUGACGAAUACCUUCGCCAAAGUGUCAGCGACCAGGACAUGGAUGCGUAGAAACUGUUGUGAUGCACACAGACUCGGCUUCCCCACAGCGACCCCGCGUCUAAAAUGUUUCCAACAUCUAACACCAACUGGCUAUUUUUUUUAAUUGUGCAGAUGUAAAUUACAGUCAACAGCACUUGGUACAAAUUCUGGUGCUUUGAGUUCUGUAAAAAAAACAACUUGAUGUUACCUCUGUAGAAAACACUACCUGCAGAUAAGCAGGGUUCACUCUCACAGCAGGUGAACUCAAGUUCCAGAUAACAUGUUUGUUGUGGGCAUUUAUAAACACGUCCUCUGUGACUGCUCCCCUCAAAGGAAUUCAGGCUCACACCACUUUAAGAUAUUUAAAGAAUUGCAAACUAUUUAUGAUAUUACUUUAUCAGAGAAACUGUAUUUUGCUUAAAUGACAUAUAGCACUGGUUUACGUAGGUCACUUUGUAUGUGUUGCUGUUUUUCCAAGACUUUCACCAGCAUUUUAUACAGUACUUUGUCUGCUUCAUGACUCGUACCAGGAAAUACAGUUUUGGUAUUAAUGCACAAAUUUACAUCAUGAACUUCUGUGUUAUAAUAUGAAGAAUAUUCAAUUAACAACACAACGCCUGCAAGUGAAGUAAAUCUAGAUUGUGAGACUGAGAUCAAACCGUUUCAGUGACUACUUCCACUUUUUGUACUUUCCUUUGUACUUGUGACUGUUUUAAAUACAACUGAUUAAUAAAGAAAAGUAUGUUCAAUAUA